Molecule: messenger RNA, 3034 nt
Organism: Cynoglossus semilaevis (tongue sole)
Lineage: Eukaryota; Metazoa; Chordata; Actinopteri; Pleuronectiformes; Cynoglossidae
Product: fibulin-1
Exons: 14
Coding region: 426-2405 (659 amino acids)
Biological process (GO): extracellular matrix organization
Cellular component (GO): extracellular region
Molecular function (GO): calcium ion binding; peptidase activator activity
Source: RefSeq, a predicted model, not a curated record
UACGUACUUGUAGGACUUAAUCCAUAUAUAUUUACGUCUUAUUUCUAAAUAUACUAUUUGUUCUCGUAAUAAUGAGAUUUUAAGUCUCAUGAAAUUAUACUUUUUUUGUAACAAAAUAUAAUUCUCAUAAACACGCGAGUUCUUCAAUAAUACGAUAAUAAGUAUAUAAUUUAAGACUAACUUGUAAAGAUUGUACGACCUUACUCUUAUACCUACACACUUCGUAUUCCUCAAAGUGGUCCUAGGACUCGGUCAUUGUCGGCAGUGGUCAAGUGUCACCUCCAGCUCCACCCACAAUUUCACGCCAAGUUUUAAAACUCCUGCCCCGUCUCCUGCUUAAUGUCCUUCCCGUGUUCAGUGGAGCAGGGUCUCCUCGUAAAUCUCCUCCUUCUAGUCCUCCUUUUGAGUAUUAAUUUUAAAUCAAAAUGGCAGAGAUGACGCAGUGGACAAUACUCACCGUAGUCUUGUCAUUAUUCUCAACUUUACAUGGACAAGAACCACAGGCUCCCACUUUACAGACGUGCUGUCAGAAUGGACGGGAUGCAGCUCUGAGAGGACAAGACUGUACAAUACUGCCCCCCAUUGCCCACUCACACACCUGCAGUAUCGCCCAGGAGCAGUGUUGUACAGCAGAGAAGAUAGCGAAGCUCUGUGACCACGGAGUCGAGUUCGCUCGAAAUCAGGGAGUCUGUGAGCGACCGUUCUUCAAAGGAAAAGGCUGGGAGACUCAAAUCUCGAAGACGUGUUGCGAUUGCUGCAUGCUGGGCCUGUCGGCAUUAGAUCGUAAUAAAAACUGCGAUCUUCAGGAGUUAUUUUUGGGGGACCGCUGUGAACACACGGCUAAAACCUGCUGCAGCCAAAACACCACAGAAGUCCGACCAAAGCCUGAAGACUCCGUCUGCGCUCAGCUGAGCAAGAACGGCACCUGUGGCUGCCAUGACGGUUACCAACUGAAGAGUGAUGGAGUGAACUGUCAGGAUAUCAACGAGUGCCUCACAGGCGGUCACGACUGCGUCUCCGGUCAAACGUGCAUCAACACACAGGGUUCCUUUCGCUGUCAGAGACAAAGUAGCUGCGGCACAGGGUAUGAACUCAGGGACAACAACAAAUGUGAAGACAUUGAUGAGUGUACUUUAGGGACCCACGACUGUGGUCCACAGUUUACCUGCACCAACACCGCCGGGUCGUUUCGCUGCCACCCAAAGGAGACGUGCUCCACCGGAUUCAUUCAGGAUGCUGCCGGCAGCUGCAUGGAUAUAAACGAGUGCGUGGCCAACGACAGUCCCUGCCAUGCUGGCCACACUUGUAUCAACACACGGGGUUCCUACAUCUGUCGCAGGAACAUAGUCUAUUGCGGGAGAGGAUAUCAUCUGCGUGAGAACGGCACGCACUGUGAAGACAUUGACGAGUGUCGUACAGGCAGCGUGUGCGUCGGCCACGGCUGCACAAACCUGCUGGGUUCGUACCGCUGUGAGUGCAGAGCUGGGUUCACGUUCAACAGCAUCAGCAGAAUGUGCCAAGACGUCAAUGAAUGCAGGGGACAUCGACUGUGCGCACACAGGUGUGAGAACACGGAGGGUUCUUAUCGGUGCAGCUGCAGCGUCGGCUUCAAGCUGUCCAGCGACGGCAGGAGCUGUGAGGAUGUAAAUGAGUGUGAGCAGAACCCCUGUAACCAGGAGUGUGUCAACGUCUACGGCUCCUAUCAGUGCUACUGUCGCCGUGGUUACCAGCUGAGUGACAUCGAUGGGGUGACGUGCAAAGACAUCGACGAGUGUGCUCUUCCUGCUGGAGGUCACGUGUGUUCCUACAGCUGCUCCAACACACCAGGAAGCUUCGUCUGUACAUGCCCUCCCAUUGGCUACAUCCUCAGCCCCAAUGGACGCACGUGUCAAGAUGUUGAUGAGUGUGCAGCUGAGAACCACAACUGCUCUGGCUCCGAGAGCUGCUUCAACGUCCAGGGAGGAUUUCGAUGUCUGUCCUUCCAGUGUCCAGAAAACUUCCAGCAGGUCACACAAGGCCGUUGCGACCGCGUUACAUGCGAGUUCACGCAGGACCCGGCGUCGUGUCUCUCGCUUCCCCUGAGAAUCUCCUUUUACAACAUCAGCUUCCCCAGCAACACGCCCGUGCCCACUGACAUUUUCCGCAUGGGACCGUCCAAUUCCAUCCCGGGGGACGAGAUGCUGUUGAACAUCACAUCGGGAAACGAGGAGGGGGUCUUCGUCGUACACCGACAGCUCCACGGAGGAGUGAUCUCCUUGCAGCACGUCCUGUCUGAGCCCCGGGACUACUUUCUGACCGUGGAGAUGAGGCUGAUUCGAUACAGAACGGUGCAUUUGUACAUGGCUAAAAUUGCAGUGUUUGUCACUCAGGAGCAGCCCGUUCGACCUUCCUUUUUUGUUAGAUAAUCAGCCUCUCUUAAAUUCAUAAAAAAUAUUCAUAUCUGUUUUUUAAUACUCGUGUCUUUAGCCGUUUUUUUUCACCUCAUAAUAUUAGCAGUAAAUUAUGUUAUUUCAAAUAAUUUAUAUAAUCUGAACUAUAUGUUACUUACAAAACAUGUUUUUUUACAACAUUUCUUUCACCACUAGAUGGAGCUGAGUGGCUGUUGAAGCGCUGUUACAGCUGCAUAAAUACAGUUGCAGCUGAGGCAUUCCAUGUAUAUUAGAGGCAUCUCAAUCUACCUCACGUUUCUCUGGCAGCUUCCAUUUGUUUGUAUGUGCUCGAGAUUAAAAAUUGACAUUGAAAAAAAAUCUUCUCUCCCUUUUAAUAUCUAAUGCACACACCGGCCACGGUUUCCGCCGCCCGCUCUGGUGCUUCGUCUGCUGUGGUCACGUUUAAUGUAGAAACCCAUUUUUCCUUUAAUCCCGUCCAAGCGGCUCCUCCAUACGAUCAAAAAAACCUCGCCUUCGCGGACGGCAAGAAAAAUAAGUGUGGCACUUAUUUAUGGGCCCCGGGGCCCUGGUCAGCGUGGGCUCUCAAUUAGUGGUGGGGCAGCGUCACAGCUGCUGUGAUGGAUGGUGCUUUUAGUGUUGGUGUU